Messenger RNA from Triticum aestivum (bread wheat), 2387 nucleotides. Its product is annotated as probable staphylococcal-like nuclease CAN2. The record is from RefSeq and is a predicted model, not a curated record. NCBI's taxonomy places the organism in Eukaryota, Viridiplantae, Streptophyta, Magnoliopsida, Poales, Poaceae. The coding region runs from base 471 to 2177 and encodes 568 amino acids. The transcript is spliced from 8 exons. Gene Ontology annotation, cellular component: cytoplasm.
GUAAUAUGAAUAUAAGGAUUAAGACACGAGGACUAUGGUUGCAGUGUCCGCGACAUGAAGGGUGAUCGGUCAUUGUCCGUGCACGCACGUGCUUGCAGACGUACAGUGGCCCGGAUUUGUGAUAUCCGAUGGUAGAUGCUGUCAAAGGAAGGCCAUCUAAUAUAUUUUUCUUUUGAAAAGAACGUCAUUUGAUCUAGGAGACUAGGAUAAUGGGCCCAAGGAUUUUGUACUGAGGCUUUAAGUCAGUCAGUAGUCUUUUCUAGUAGUAUGGCCCAGCACCUUUCUUUCCAUCCUCCACCGUCCUCUUCACCCACUCCUAGCCCCUGUCACUCACUCUGUCACACUCACAGACUCACAGUACCCGAGCUUCGAGCUCCUCGGGAAUCAAAGAAGAGGACAAGCGAAAGCAGGCGAGCCAGCUGCUUAGCAAGAGCCACGGCAAUAGCUCGAGCAGCUAGCUCGAACCAUCCAUGGGGAAUGCCCUGUGGUGCUGCUGCAAGGGAGAAGACGACGAUGAUGGAUAUGUCUAUCUUGGUGGCGACGAUGAUCAGCAUGCCUACUACUACCCGGCCCCGGCCGCCGUCUCCAGGUCCAGGCCGCACUACCAGCCAGCUGCGGGGUCUUCCCCAACUCAGGGGAGCAGCCUCCGCUGGCCCCAGUCUCCUCCGGCUCCGCCAUCCAGGCCCCGACUGCAGCUGCAUGCUCCUCCAUCUCCUCCUCCUGCCUGCUCAGCCGCCGCUUCGACGAGCAGGGGAAGCCUGACUCUCCGGCCCCAGCCACCUCCGGCGGCUCCAACCCCCAGGCCCCAACGGCAGCUGCAUGCUCCUCCUGUGCCUCACGGCGUUCCCUCCUCAACUUCGGCGAGCAGCAGCAGCAUCCUCCCGUCCCAGCCUGCUCCGGUUCCAGCCUCCAGACCCCAUAAGCGGGGGCCGCAGCAGCCUUCUUCUCCUGUGACCCAUGGCCAUGGCGUCGCCGUCGCCUCCUCAACUUCGACAUGCAUGCUCCUCCGCCCCCAAAAGCAGAAGCCGCGACCGCCUCCCCCGAUUUCCCAUGGCGUCGUCGCGGUCGACUCUCCAGCUUCGACGACGAGCUGCCUCCUCCGUUUUGAGCAAGACCUCCUCAACUUCGUGCUCACCAAAAUGGUUCCUGAAAGGCUCGGAGAGCAUGUUACAUCAUCCAAGAAAGCACAAGCUAAAUGGUAUAGGAAUAUCUCUGAAGCUUAUGUAAAAACAGAACCCCCUCCGAGAACAUUGGCAGAGGCUGCCAUGCUAGUUGCUACAGCUCUGGGCAGGAUCCAGGGAGCUAAUUUGGAGGGUGUCCUUGCCUACUAUGGCUUCCCGAUUCCAAUGCCCCCUGUAGUCACCACAGAGCACCAUCCAGCAUCACUACCAGACGGCGUGCAGUUCGUCCUGAAAACUUUGCCGAUUUAUGCAAAGUGCAUUGGAGAUGGUGAUGGCUUUACUGCUUAUGUUGACACAGCAGAUCCAACAGAAUCAACAAAUGUGCCACAGGAAGUGCGUGAGGCUGUCAAUGCAAUGUUACAAACACCCAAGCAUAGGAACAGCCAACAGAAAAAUGUGCUCCAAAGUAAACUGAACAAAGCUGGUUAUAGGAUAAUAUAUACUUCAAAAUAUGAGAUCCUUGCAAGGCAAUACCGCUUCAGAUUGAGGGGCAUUGAUGCACCGGAGAUGGGAAUGCAAUAUGGGAAGGAGUCCCAGAAUGCGCUGGUGAACCUUAUCGCUGGCAAAAGUGUCAUGGUUUACGUAUAUGGGCAGGACCAGUAUGAUCGCUGUGUUGGAGAUAUCUAUUGUGAUGGUGUGUUCAUCCAGGUGAAACUGAAAUGCAUCUUGUUUGUCUGCUGGUUUACUUUUAUGAUAAUAGUGAUUGUGCAUUAUCAUAUAUUCAUCUCUCAGGAACAAAUGCUGAAGGAGGGUCAUGCAUGGCAUUACAAGAUUUACGACAAACGCAAAGAAUUUGCAAAAUGGGAGAUGAAAGCACGAGAUGCACGCCGAGGGCUUUGGGCAUCUGAUAACCCUGAGAAGCCAUGGGAUUGGAAAAGGAAGCACAACGUGAGAAAUGAGACAUCUGAUAACCUUGAUAAGACAUGGGAAUGGAGACGGAAAUCGCACAAUGCAAGACACCAGAACACCUCAAUUCAGGUGACAUUGUGUACCUGAAUCUCAAGUGAUGAGCUCUUGAAUGGUGAGGAAGUCAAACAGCCUGCUGGAGAUGUAAAUUUAGUGAAAGCGUCUGAAGCAAAAUUUGCCAUUCACUUAUUCGGAAUCUCUAUGCAGUUUGAGCUGAGAAUGUAUAGAUGAACUGUGAUGAGUACUGUGUCGAAAUAUUGCAAUAAUGCCUAAUUUGUGCCAGUUCAGGCAGCAUAAAUA